ACAUGACGUCACAUAACUACGAGGUGUUUGUAGCAACCAGGAUUCUUCAUUCGGUUACAUUUGCCCAGGCUACUUCUUCAACUCGGUGUUUUAACCUUAACAUAUUUUAAGUGUAGAAUUAUUUUCUGGUUAGUGAACGUCGGUGCUAGAUGGACAAGGAGGACAGUCAGGAGGUCGAAAAUGUCCCGCUUAAAACCAGUGAUGUGUACAAAGUUGAUAAAAGUCUUCCUGAGAGGUUUAACCAUCCUGACUGCUUCCGAGGCUACAGCAAGAGGGUGAACAAUCCACUCUACCAGACCACAAACCAAAUAUACGGCAGCAAGAAACCUACAGUCCAUGAAAUGCCUGUGACUUUCAACGGGAGUUAUCGCAAAUUUUCUGACCCUCUGCUGAAGAGCGGAAUGUACCGAGAUAACGGUUUCAACACGUCCCUGGAGAAGAGCAUCGUUUCGCGGCCAGGCACCACCCCCCUCCUCCCCGCUCCACACCACCCCCCCCUCUCCUGCCAGGCCCACGCCAAGGAGGGAGUGAGCAAGCCAUGAGAUGUGUGUGUGUGUGUGUGUGUACAUCUGGCUCGGUGGCGGGACUUUACGCGUUGCCACACUGCACCUGCUCCUUUGGAUGAAGCUCAAUAAACACUGGACCUGUGAUGUCACGCCAUGACUUAGAUAGAUUUGAGAGUUUAUGCAUUAUGUGUGUGUGUGUGUGUGUGUGCGUGUGUACAUCUGGCUCGGGGGCGGAAGUUAAUGCAUUCUGUUAGAGCUGCCGUUUGCACGAGGGCUCAGUUUGUGCAGUUGAGGAUGUUCUUGAGUGAGUCUAAUCCAGUGUUUUGGGAUCAGACUGUGUGUGUGUAUCUUGGUUUUAGAGCAUUUAACCACCUACCUCGGCUCUGUUCAUGAAGAUGCUGGAUUUUAGUACCUAAUUCUAUUUGUUAAAUUAAAAUAAACAUGGUACCACAAAAUCUA
Messenger RNA from Alosa alosa (allis shad), 965 nucleotides. Its product is annotated as UPF0691 protein C9orf116 homolog. Gene Ontology annotation, biological process: axoneme assembly. Bases 150 to 542 code for a protein of 130 amino acids. Gene Ontology annotation, cellular component: axonemal microtubule. The transcript has 3 exons. The record is from RefSeq and is a predicted model, not a curated record. NCBI's taxonomy places the organism in Eukaryota, Metazoa, Chordata, Actinopteri, Clupeiformes, Clupeidae.